GAGAUGGGCUCAGCAUCCCGUCCUGUAGGAGUGAAGAGGGUCUCUCACAAGAGUGAAAUACAGAAACUGACGACAACAUGGGCUGUCUGCAUGUCAGAGGGAUUUUUCUGGCAUUGUCUUUGGCUACAAUGGCAUCUUCAAGUCUGCACCCUGAGUGUGAGUUCAUAUUUCAGCUGGAAAAAGAGGAGCAGAACUGCCUUAAGUACAUAACAGAGCAGGAGAACAGCAGCACAGAAGGCUGUCCUCCAUUCUGGGAUGCAGUCUUGUGCUGGCCUCAUGCAGUGGUUGGAGAAACAGUCCACAGAGCUUGUCCUGCGGUCUUCUCCCUCUUCAAAAACAACACAGGUUCAGUUAGUCGUAACUGCACAGCUGAAGGAUGGUCCAGACCUUUCCUGCCCCAUCACAUUGCCUGCAAUGUGGAUGCUGACAUCCCUGAGACUGAGCACUCAUACUUCACCACAGUGAAGCAGAUAUACACUGUUGGUUACAGCAUCUCUCUCAUCGUGCUCACUGUUGCUGUGUUGAUCCUGUUGCUCUUCAGGAGGCUGCGUUGUGCCAGGAACUUCAUCCACAUCCAGCUCUUCGUCACGUUUAUCCUGAAGUCAGUGGCGGUGUUCAUAAAAGAUGCUACUCUGUUUUCAAGUGACGACACCAACCAUUGCACCCUCUCCACAUUUGCCUGCAAGGCUUCUGUGGUCUUCUGUCACUACUGUGUGAUGGCAAACUUUUUCUGGCUCCUGGUGGAGGCACUUUACCUCAAUUCUCUGCUGCUUUCGUCUUUCUAUCACAGCCGUCGCUGCCUCUGGGGAUUCAGCCUGCUGGGAUGGGGUGUUCCUGCGCUCUUCAUCAUCCUAUGGAUUGGAUCCAGGGUUUACUUUGAGGACACAGAAUGCUGGGACAUCAACGAGGACUCGCCAUAUUGGUGGAUCAUUAAGGGGCCCAUUGUUGUGUCCAUUGCGGUAAAUUUCAUGCUCUUCAUGAACAUCAUCAGAAUCCUGAUACAGAAGCUCAAUCCUCGGCUGAUCCAGUUCAAUAAUUCGUCUCAGUACAGACGUCUGACUAAGUCCACCCUCCUCCUUAUCCCUUUGUUUGGAACUCACUACAUGCUCUUCAAUUUUUUGCCUGACUACUUUAACAUCAACCUGCGCCUCUGCAUUGAGCUCUGCAUGGGUUCAUUCCAGGGGCUUCUUGUUGCAGUUCUGUACUGCUUUCUCAAUCAGGAGGUCCAGAAAGAGGUUCACAUGCAGUGGCUGAGGUGGCAGGAGCGAAGUUAUGGUGUAGUGUCACCCGCUGCGAAGGGUAGUCAGAUGGACACACCCUUCUAG
Messenger RNA from Cheilinus undulatus (humphead wrasse), 1325 nucleotides. It is a transcript of the gene ghrhrl, whose product is annotated as growth hormone releasing hormone receptor, like. Gene Ontology annotation, biological process: positive regulation of cell population proliferation; cell surface receptor signaling pathway; adenylate cyclase-activating G protein-coupled receptor signaling pathway. Gene Ontology annotation, cellular component: plasma membrane. The coding region runs from base 78 to 1325 and encodes 415 amino acids. NCBI's taxonomy places the organism in Eukaryota, Metazoa, Chordata, Actinopteri, Labriformes, Labridae. The transcript is spliced from 13 exons. The record is from RefSeq and is a predicted model, not a curated record. Gene Ontology annotation, molecular function: growth hormone-releasing hormone receptor activity; G protein-coupled peptide receptor activity; growth factor binding.